AUGGCGUCUUCUUAUCUGGCCAACUUCUCAAUUAUAACCGUCCUGGUGGAGCUAUACACUCUCUAUCGAUCACUUCUCCCAAGCCCAUUGCCAGGCGACCCUGCAGGAUUAGCCAAGUGGUGCAGCAAGCAGCUUGAGGAGCAUGGAUCUCCGAUCUGCCAGGCGCUGAUGGGCCCGCUCUCCAAGCCGGUGGUCCUUGUGGCUCACGUCGGCCAGACUCGCGAGCUGCUGAUGAGAAGAAGUGACUUCGACCGGUCAUCUUACAUUAUCAAUCGGACCUCCCGCAGCGGGUUGAAAGACCUUUUAGCACCACACUAUCUGCACCAAACCGUGGGUCCUAUCAUUCACUCUUUGGUGCUCAAACUCAUACACCUCUGGGAAUCUAAAGCCCGGGUAGCAAAUGGAAAGCCCUUCAGCAUGUUGGACUCGGCUUUGCGGAGACAAAUUGAGUUUGUCGAGCAACUCGACAGCUCUCAGUUGGUCAUUGGGAAGCACACCGACGUCACCUUUCCCCAAGCACCGUUGCAUUUAUUCCAACAGGGUUUGACCGACGUGGGUGACCGGAUGGCUGCCAUUUACACCACGAAAUGGCCUCCUUCGAUCGUGACCUCGUGGGCACGGAACAUAUCCCCGUCUUACCGGAAGUUCUUCGUAGGCAAAGAUCGCUUUAUCCGCCAACAUAUCAACCUGGCACUGCAUCGCUUCAGCAACGAAGAACAGCCUAAAGCUGGCAUUGACUACAUGAUCUACAGGGAGCACAAGGCAGCUCGUGAGUUCGACCGGCAGCCUAUGUAUGGCAAGCAGAUCAUGAUAGACGAGGCCUACGGAAAUCUCAUUGCCGGCCAACAUACAACCAGUGCGGCACUAGUGUGGAUUCUAAAGCUACUAGCUGAGCACCCUGCCAUUCAGACGAGACUUCGGGACGAGCUGCAGACGGUCUGUGUAGGUGCUGUCCAGGAAUGUCGCCUACCGACGGCAGCUAAAAUUAUUCAAUCUCGACUCCCCUAUUUAGACGCAGUGUUGGAAGAAACCCUGCGACUUCGAGCUGCUAUGCUCGUCCCACGCGACGCUACCCGAAACACAGAACUUCUGGGUCGUCCGAUCCCGAAAGGCACGGUCGUCCUUCUCGUCUGUCAGGGACCGGACUACUCCUCUUCGCCCUCCUCCCAGUAUUGGAGUGAAAUAAAGACGAGCCAAAGGUACCCAGGUGGUGGAAAUCCGGAUCUUGAGGCGUUUGACCCACAGCGAUGGCUGGUCCAGAACGAGCGUGGUGAGCUCGAAUUUGAUGGCUCGUCGUACCCGCAGUUGGCGUUUGGGCUGGGUAUCCGGGCUUGCUGGGGGCGCCGUCUGGCGCAGCUCGAGAUGAGAAUCUUGACUGUCAUGCUGACUUGGAAGUUCGAUUUUCUCGAUGUACCUGAGGCUUUGGCUGGUCAUGAGGCGACCUACGAUAUCUCCUACCGUGCCAAGAAGGGGUAUUUGCGUCUGAGGUCCCGGUAA
Molecule: messenger RNA, 1497 nt
Organism: Aspergillus vadensis CBS 113365
Lineage: Eukaryota; Fungi; Ascomycota; Eurotiomycetes; Eurotiales; Aspergillaceae
Product: cytochrome P450
Exons: 6
Coding region: 1-1497 (498 amino acids)
Molecular function (GO): oxidoreductase activity, acting on paired donors, with incorporation or reduction of molecular oxygen; monooxygenase activity; heme binding
Source: RefSeq, a predicted model, not a curated record